GGGCCCUCAGACGAAAGCCAAUUGGGAUGUGAAAUCAUUUUGCUAUUGCUUAGCGCGAAGUGCGGAAGUUAAACAUUAACCAUAUACCUAUUAAAUUUUGAGCAACAGGGGAAGAAAGUGUAAAAUUUUGAACUACGUAUUUAUCCAGGCAGUCACUGCUUAUAUGCAGAUCUAUUUUUAAACCCUUUGGUUAUAGUUAUAGGGGCUAUGUUUUGGCAGCUUCUGCUGGUGGCGGCAGCGGUGGGUGCCGCGUAUUACCACCUGUCGCGGCGUAGGCUCUACCGACUCGCUGCACAGGCACCUUCCGGCCUGAAGGCCUAUCCGAUUAUUGGACAUGCUUAUAUGUUCACUGGAAGCUAUGAAGAUCUAAUGCUUUCUUUGCAAAAGAUAGGUUGCGUAACUAACCAACAAGGUGGUCUUGCAAGUUUAUGGCUUGCCAAUAGACUGUUCAUUAGCAUGACAGACCCUACAGCUAUUGAAGUAGUGACUAAAGCUUGCUUAGAUAAAGACGAGAGCACACUAAGGUGCACGAGAAUGGUCAUAGGCAACGGAUCAAUUUUUGCUCCAGGUAAAAAUAGCCAUUAUAGCUUCUAAUUAGAAUAAGAUCAACUAUUUUAUCUACCUAAUUACAUUUUUCCUAGCUUUU
Molecule: messenger RNA, 646 nt
Organism: Cydia pomonella (codling moth)
Lineage: Eukaryota; Metazoa; Arthropoda; Insecta; Lepidoptera; Tortricidae
Exons: 3
Coding region: 208-594 (128 amino acids)
Source: RefSeq, a predicted model, not a curated record